UAUUAACAAUAAGCGUAGAUACAGUAAGUACGAGCCAUUUGUAUUGGCCUCUCAGGCAACACAAGUCGUUUAUGCUUCAUACCCGAGCAAGCGUCGUGACAAAAAUGAUUGGUGGGCUGUGAUGAAAGUUAAAGGUAGACCCGUUGUUGAAGUAUCUCAAACGUCUUCAAAGACAUAUGAACCUUUUCAAGAAGAUGACAUAGAUUAUGCUGAAGUAAAUAUCGAUGAUAUUAAUCAACAACACUGCCUGAAUGAUCCUAGCGGAGGAAUGACUGAGAUUCAUGAUGACGUUUCGACAGAUGAAGACGAAUUCCUUAGUGACCCUAAUUCUGAUGCAGAUGCAGACGGUGAUAAUGAGUACAAUUCAUAUGAAUCAGACUAAAUUCAUCUAUAUACUAAAGAAGUUUGGAGUUGUAUAUUUCUUUUAUUACUCAAUGAGGGGACGUGGAAGGGUUAGCAAGCCCAGAGGACGGGUUCAACUUCCUGCAAGUGCAAGUCAAGAGGACGCGAAUACAGAUGACGGACAUGAGCAUGAGGCGCAUAUACCACGGGCACCGACGGGACUUGGGGAUACGGAACUUCAGAUAUGGGUACCACUUGCAUCCAGUGUACAGCCAUCUCAUAUAGAUCGAUCAUAUACACCAGUUACACCAUCUGCCGAUGCACAGCUUCCCCGUCCCCUUCCACCACCUCACCGUCACAGUUUACAUCCUCACCACCCUACUGCAGCUCCACGACCACCGGUAUCACAUACACAUUCACCUCAUUAUGCAUCCCCUUCUGGUACUGCAUCCGCUAGAGGGACAGGAUCUGCAUCAGCAUCUACUCUAUCAUUUGCUCUUGCAUCUGCUCCAGCAUCAGCUGCAUCGACCACUGCUGUAGGCGGAACACAGUCAUUCAGACAGACUAUUUCACUCAUUAACAACAAUUUGCAUCCGUCGGAGAUGUGCAGCCGCAGGAUAACUCUGAUAGUGAAAGAAAGAUUGGUCGAGGAAGGCCACUGUUGGAAGAUUGUGCCCAAUGAAACCAAGGAGUUUUAUUGGCAGGAAUUCAAGAAAUACUUUCUAUGGGACCAAGCAAUUGACAGCUUAGUAAAAAUUGCCUGGCAGAAAAAGGCAGCUGAGCGAUACAGGGGCUUAAUGUGGGAAAUCCGAAAAGGAAAGGCGAAGAAUCUUGCAACCCCUGAUUAUGUUUUGAGGAAGUGGCAGGAAACUUGGAACACUUCUGAAUACAAAGAGAAGUGUGAGAAGUUUUCUGCCAAUAGGCGCAGUGAGGCUGGAGGUUCAGGAUCUGGCAUUUCCAGGCACGCAUGCGGUUCUGUUUCACAGUACACCCACCAGCGGAGGAUGAGGGAAAGACUAGGCAAAGAACCACAUCCGCAUGAGCUUUUUGAGGCCACACAUAAGAGAAAGGGGACGGAGGAGUUUGUUGAUGCGAGAUCAAAAGCUAUUUAUGAUAAAUACGUACAGCUGAAGGAGGCUGCUACACAUCAACAGGAGGGAAGCAAUGAGCCAACGCCCAUAAAUGAGGCCCAACUGUACUACGAAGCGGUUGGCGGACAGAAAAAGAGUCGAGUUUAUGGGUUAAGGUCCCAGGCCUCAGCAUAUUUUCAUGAGCCAGCUCAUUGUUCUGCAUCAUACACGUCUGCACCCCCAGUGGAUCCUCCUACAAUUGAAACAAUGAACAGGAUGCAGAAUAAAAUUGAUUGGCUAGAGACAGAGAAUAGUCGAAUUACCACAAGGCUGGACGAGUUGCAGACGUUUAUGCAUAGGAUGAUGGCACAACAGGGUAUUGGGACAUCCACUCAGACAUCUGAUCCUACGGCACCUCCAGCUCCGUCUCCACAGCAGCGGCGUGAUGAUGCUCCUGUCAUUGGUGAUCAUCAUACAGAUAGUGAUGAUGAUACAGAUAAUGAGCUAGCUAGUUUAGUUUAG
Messenger RNA from Manihot esculenta (cassava), 1934 nucleotides. RefSeq lists its product as uncharacterized. NCBI's taxonomy places the organism in Eukaryota, Viridiplantae, Streptophyta, Magnoliopsida, Malpighiales, Euphorbiaceae. The transcript is spliced from 6 exons. The coding region runs from base 282 to 1934 and encodes 550 amino acids. The record is from RefSeq and is a predicted model, not a curated record.